Molecule: messenger RNA, 1230 nt
Organism: Sordaria macrospora k-hell
Lineage: Eukaryota; Fungi; Ascomycota; Sordariomycetes; Sordariales; Sordariaceae
Source: RefSeq, a predicted model, not a curated record
AUGGAUUCGGCCGAUGCUCCUGACAACACGAGGCAUGGCUAUGAGAUGCUGGGCGUUAAUCUUGGCUCGUGGGCACUCGCCUUCAUCGCCGUCGCCCUUCGUGCCUACACCCGUCUCUGGCUCAGGAGGGACUGCUUCGGGACUGACGAUAUCCUCAUGUUCAUUUCCAUGGCCUGCUUCACGACAUACGCUGCCUUUGCUAUGAGCGGGCUCGUCCAAGGAUCCAAGACCGAUGACUAUGCCAUCUCCACGUCCAACAGUGUUACAGAAGCCAAAAAGUUUUGGUGGGCCUGCUAUCACGCCUACGCCCUCACCAUCUUAUUCGCCAAGCUAUCCGUCAGUUGGUUCUUGCUACGCCUCACGACCAUCAACAAAAUACACAGAUACAUCAUCUACGGCAGCGUAGUAAUCGCAAUCUGCAAUAGCACUGCCUUCGUGUUUUUUACGAUAUUCCAGUGCACACCGGUUUCCUACUUCUGGGAUGAUGUGACACAACCCGGGCAAUGUGUUAGACCUCUCGUGGCGGAAUAUGUGUGCAGUGCCUUGAACAUCGUUACCGAUCUCGUCUGCGCGCUGCUCCCAGCUUGGAUUAUUUAUCAUUUGAAGAUCAGGCUUAGGACGCGGAUUGCCCUCAUGACACUGAUGGGCAUGGGUUGUUUUGCAAGCUGCGCAGUUAUAGUCCGCAUGACAUACUUCAAACUGCAAAUCGAGAACUCGAGCUCAACCGACCUCAGCGACACAAUGAUACGCUCGAAUUCGGUCCCCCUCAUAGCCAACAUAGCUAUCUGGUCCAGCGUGGAACAAAGCCUGGCCAUCACAGCGGGUAGUCUAGCCACUCUACGCCCGCUGCUCAAAAAGGUCGGCCGCAAGCUCGGAUUUGCCAGUGGUACAACCGGGUCUACAUACGACAUUGAACAUGGCCCGAGGGGACCACCGGUGGUGCUUAAGGACCGCGCAAACUCCUUGUUUUCGAGAAAAGGACUGUCGGGGCCUACAGGUAGCGAUGCGGUGCUGCUUGAGACAACGACGGCAGUGUCAUUUGACGGGGCGCAUGUAAGUUGGGGUUAUGGAGGAAGACAGGGAAAUCACCUAUGGACGAGGCUAACCAGAGUUCUUUUUGGAGCAUAUUCUAGACACGUUGUUGUUACGAGAACCGUCGACAAAACCCCGUCAUUGGAAGGCGAUCAAUCACACUCAGAUUCUACGUCUUCAUGGCCGCCGAAGACGUAG